This is a messenger RNA of Oryza sativa Japonica Group (Japanese rice), 1950 nucleotides long. NCBI's taxonomy places the organism in Eukaryota, Viridiplantae, Streptophyta, Magnoliopsida, Poales, Poaceae. The record is from RefSeq and is a predicted model, not a curated record.
UGAACUAUGUACUCGUGUCAAGGCUGUUACGGAUGUAUCAUGUGGUAGUGAAUUACAAGAUACUUGUGAAGAAGAAGGCAUCAUAUUAUGGCCAGGUCUCAAGAUGAGCUUUCCUCAAGCCCCUCUAGUCAGGAUCCAGGACAAUGAACUUGAUUACGCGCCCUCUCGAAAUGCAUGCAAACAACUGGCAGCUAAUCCUGAGGCCCCUCUGUUUCGCCUGCCUCCUUUAGGAUCCUAUGAAAAAGAAAUGUGCGGACCUGUAUUGCUUAUAUGCAACGUCCAUUCUCCUGGAAUGAGUUGUUUCUCUCCAUAUACCAAGAGCACCUUCUACAGGGAGAAUAUGGAGAUUGAUAUUGACGAUGUGUUGUACUCCAAUGGUAGCUGGUUCUUACUAAGGGAGGCAAAUAUAAUCAGCCUUUGGAAUGUUAACACAGAGAAGCGAUGGUUUGUUGGCGAAGCUGAGGAGAUUAUUCAUCAGGGAUAUUUUAUCGGGAACCCACCAUUCGAUGUGACAAUAGCUCUUGCGCGACAACAUCCCCCAAAGCUCGGAGAAGAAGCUAUAACUGCAAUCUGGCUCAGAUCGGUUAAGAUUGGUGGCUGGAGCAAAGGGUCGGUGAGGUGUGAUUAUGAGCACAGCGGGUUGAAUAGCCUCACCAUUCAUCAGGGCAUGCUUUUUUGGUUAACUGACAGCGGUUCGUUGUGUUGUGCGAGGCAAACAUCUGAGGGCUUAGAACUUAUGAUUUGGAACGGCUCAGUGAGAAUAUAUGGGAUGAACUUUUCACUGGUAAAGCAUUUUGAUGACCUAUACAUUGUGAACGGUGGCGGUUUUUUCCCAAAUGAAGUAGCUAAAUCAUACCAAAUCGUCGUUGGAGAUGAGCUUCUUGUUGAUGAAAAGAGGUUGAAGGGGAAAGACGUAUUUACAGUCUCAAGACAAGGAGGUUUUGUACUCCCAUCAUCCGAAGCGGAUAAUGGCAAGUUAUUCACUGGAAACAUGAUACCGGAUGUCGACUGCUCUAUGUACAGCUGGAAAAACAAUCAAAAUGAAAUUAUAAAGCCCUGCCACUUUCUUCGCCACGCUACCUGUAGCAGUGUUUGGGCUAUGCUGCGUACCAAGAGGCGAACCUAGCAAAACUCCAGUAACUACCUUGUAGAGGCAACUCUUGCCAGCCUGUUCAAUAAACCUGGGCCAUGUUCUUUGCGCUUUAUCCACUGCCAGUGCCUGUCGGCUGUCGCAAUACUGCAUGAAUCAACUGUGAGAUAACAUUUGGAAUAAGCUGUUUUUCCUGUUGGGCUACCACUUAUCAUGAUUGGAUGAAUAUGUGCUCUUCUAGUCCCGUACAUAUAUGUCCUAUACUGGAUGAUCUGUGCUUCAUUCUAUAGGUUGAUACACUGUGAUCUUCUGCAAAACAUGCAGAGCAAUGUAACUCUCACAUACUGGAUGAUGUAUACUGCUCGUUUUCUUUAGAGAAUAUAUUUGAACAAAGUAAAACGGUUGCCAGUUGGAUGUUCAAUUUUAUUCUGCCUCCUGACAACAUAAUUCUUUGUCAGUGAACCAGUUGCCACAGUUUUCCCCAAACUCGGAUACUUUCUCGUGAUAAUUUUUAACAUCUCUCUUCCUUUCCAAACUUUUUGAAGUAUAUGCAUGGAAACCUUUUGAUGAUGAGAGUGUAAAGGCAUUUAUGUGAUUUUUGGGAGGUACAAAUGUAGAUUUGAAUAUUGAUGGUGGUUGGCUAUGAUUUUUGUGUUCACUUGAAAAGUGUGAACUUCAAGUUGAGAGUAUAGUUUUUGAGCUGAAAGUCGGGGGAAAUUCAAGAUGUAAGCUCCCCCAUUUUGUUGACAGAUUGGAAAAUUUGCUGUUCAAGGUUGAGAGUAAGAUAUCAAAUCUCUAGUUGAAAGAGGAUAUAUUUGCCUCAAAAGACAUUGACCCACAGUUAUAACUUGUAAUUGAAA